AUGCAAAUUGAUAAACCGUUAACAACUAACAAUGAUGAAGUAGAUUCUUGGUCGUUUCAAAUUAAUCCAACUUCACAAGACCAUCCCAUCUCAUCACAACCGCUCGUUUCCCCACAAGCCCGUCUUUCGCGCAAGAUUCUCGGUGCAGACACUAUUUUGCGCAAAAUUAAAAAGAAAACAUCAAGCAAACAUCUUACAGCUAAAGCAAAGCGACGUCAAAAAAAAGGGUUGAGUAGAGCUUUGAUGAAUAUAGAAAAAGCAGAAGUUAAAAUUGCUAAAGUGACUGACAGAGUUACUCUGAAAAAGAAGAUUAAAAACAUUUGGGGAUGA
Dentiscutata erythropus is the source of this 330-nucleotide messenger RNA. The record is from the annotation of a GenBank genome assembly. Lineage: Eukaryota; Fungi; Glomeromycota; Glomeromycetes; Diversisporales; Gigasporaceae.